This is a messenger RNA of Diaporthe citri, 783 nucleotides long. RefSeq lists its product as uncharacterized. Bases 1 to 783 code for a protein of 260 amino acids. The record is from RefSeq and is a predicted model, not a curated record. The transcript is spliced from 2 exons. Lineage: Eukaryota; Fungi; Ascomycota; Sordariomycetes; Diaporthales; Diaporthaceae.
AUGGCGCCUUCCGACGGCAACCAGAAUACCAGCCUGCAGGGCGAAACCCUCCAGAAGCUUGUGAAAGCGCAGGACGGCGAGGCCAACCAGAUCAGUCAAACCAUCAAUCCCACCACUUUCCACUGCUACAUGCGCCUCCCUUUCGAGCUUCGAGCACAGGUCCGCACAGCAGCAAUCAAAGCAGCCAGACCACAAUCAAGAAUGAUACUGUCCCGUGCCCUUGAUACACAACCUUGUUGUCGGUUGGCUUCAGUCUCCAAGGAAUGGCGGCACGAUGUUGAAAGGGCUCUCUUCAGCGAGAUUCGAAUCGAUCCCUCCGACGAGGAGGAUGUUUUGAGGCUCAAAGAACUCUUCACGGACCAACGAAGGAGGUUUCUGACGCGGUUUGAUAUUGCCAUCGAUGACGACCAGAACUCAGGUCCUUGGCACAAGAACAUGGGUUUGUUGCGGAUCAGCCAGGUGAUGAAGAAAAUCGGACAGUUCUUCCAGUACAUCAAUGGAUGGAAUUUCUGCAGAGACGGUGAGCAACAACAGUCCAUCGAAAUCAUCUUUACUACUUUGCACGAACCUGGAGGAUAUCAUGAACCAAAAGACGAACGACCUUUCAUGUUCGUCAGCUCGCUCUGGGAGCAGAAAGACCUGAAUGUUCUCACCAGUCAUGGCCUCAUCCCUACCAACAUGGUGUUGUGGGCCAUCAAGUCCGAGUUCCCGUCAUCUCUCAACAUGACUCCUCCCUACCACGGCAACAUCGACAUGGAGAUGGCCACGGCUGCAAAGCUUUGA